AUGGAUGGAAAACAGCCACGUCACAUUGAUGGCCUUGUUGGUGACGACGAGAGGGUUUUGCAGUGUCCUUCUGACGAUGCGAGCAUGAUAGUCUACAAAGCCAAAUCGCAACUAGUUGGCUCCCUUGACACUGGAAACCCUUCUGCAAUCCGCGCAGAUCAUAUUAUCGACAAUCUUGAUUCCUUCUUCGAUGACUCGGAUUCCGAUACCAACAUCUACAACCUUUCAGGUUCCGAAAACUAUCGCCCUAAAGUCAUGCCUGAAUACAACUACGAUCACACUUUCGAUUAUAGCACCAUGGAAGUUCUCCGUUGUGAUGGAGGCAGUUUUCACGUGAGAAUACAGCUGCUUUUGCAGUUCCGAUUUUUUCGCCGCCUCCUGUCGUUGCCACGGCCUGUCGAUGGAUGGAAUAUCCCAGGCGUACGUCGUUCGGUAUUCGCCGUGCUUGUCGCCUCCAUGGCUUCUGUCGAUGGCCUCGCCGGCACGGAGCCGACAAUUAACCUUCCUCGGCUGGUAUCUGCACUUCAGCUCGCCAUCCAGUGGGGACUUUCAAUCGUCAUUACGAAACUGCGGUUCACCAUAUGGCGUUACAUCCAGCACCGAAUCCUUCGUUACCACCCGUUCGGUGUGAGAAAGAAUGCCGUCGACGGUGAAGCCGUCAUGGAUGAAAGUUACUUCAUAUUUCGCUCCCAAGAGCUCUACCGCGCUUGGAAGCUUGUCUUUGGCUGUCCCUUUACCGAAAAUGUUCUGGCUGCGUUUGAGUUGCCACUUCUGGUCUCUCUCGUCGUGCCAAAAGAACUAUGGGUAGGAAUAUUGACAGGCCUUGACAAAGAUUUCGUCUAUUCUGUCGAAACGAUCGACAAUGAACGGCAUUCAUACAUGACCUCGGAAGAAUCAUUCACUGCCGUCUCCCAGCAGUACAUGCUGAGUCUGGAUUUCUGGGAGUGUGGCUACUUUCGAGAACAGCCACUACUGCCUAUCUGCAGAAGCAUCGGCAUUAGACCUCCCUCCUUCUAUCGGGGUUAUCCGGUCUCGCUCAAGCAUCUCCCGGGAGACAAGAACGAGCGUUAUCCGCUGAAUUCGAAGGUCUGGGAAGUGGAUGCUCGCACUAUUGCUGACGACGACGCAAACCAGCUGGCUCACGGUCGGUUUUGCACGGUCCCUAGUCACUGGCCAAGUGUAGGUUACGCUUUGGCGAGAAAGUGA
Messenger RNA from Drechmeria coniospora, 1206 nucleotides. RefSeq lists its product as uncharacterized. NCBI's taxonomy places the organism in Eukaryota, Fungi, Ascomycota, Sordariomycetes, Hypocreales, Ophiocordycipitaceae. The transcript has 4 exons. The coding region runs from base 1 to 1206 and encodes 401 amino acids. The record is from RefSeq and is a predicted model, not a curated record.